CUCCUCUCUCUCUCUCCUCAUCAUCAUCAUCAUCAUCAUCGACACCCCCAAACUCUUCAUCCCAGCAGCCAUCAGCCACUCGAGGCUCCUCGGCUACUUCCUCUCUCUCUCUUUGACAUCCUCGUCAUUCUUUAUCUCCCACUCUCUCUCUCUCUCUCUCUUUACCUAGUCACCUCGACGCUCGCCCCUCCUCCCAUCCUCUCGCACGCUCUCUCGCACGCUCUCUCGAGACCCGUCACUGCGACUAGCACAGACCUUGCUCUUUCUCUCUCCCUGCUCUUCUCUCCUUGCUCUCGCUACCUCGUCGUCCUCUGUAACUACAGGGGCUCAUCUAUCACCUUCUCUCCCUCUCCCUCUCUCUCUCUUUCUUUACUCGAAAAACAACAACAGCAUGCUCGCCCUCCUCGUUCUCCUCGUCUCGCUCUUCGCCCUCGUUGCCGCCGCCCCGAUCCCUCACGCCAAGCGCUUUGAGGGCAAGGCCACGUACUACGUCGCCGGUCUCGGCGCUUGCGGCAACUACAACACUGGCGCCGACAUGAUCGUUGCCCUCAACCAAGCCCAGUGGGACGGCGGUGCCCACUGUGGCAAGAGCAUUACCAUCACCGAGGGCGGCAAGACGGCGCAAGCGACUAUCGUCGACCUCUGCCCCGGAUGCCCCUACGGCGCCCUCGACCUUUCCGAGAGCCUCUUCUCCGUCUUCCACGACCAUGGCAAGGGUGUGUUCCAGCUGAGCUGGAACUUUAACGACGGUUCGGGCGGCGGUGGCGGUGGCAACGGUGGCCAGCAGCAGCAGCAGCCCUCUGAGACGCCUGCUCCCGCUCCCAACUCGCCCUCGCCGCAGCCUCAGCCCCAGCCGACCCCAACCCCGACCCCGACGCCUUCGCCCGAAGCCCAGACGCCGUCGAGCUCGCAAAGCACCCCCUCGUCAUCGAGCAUUUCUUCGGGCUCGUCCUCGUCCUCGGCUCCCGUCAGCUCGAGCUCGGUCCUCUCCCUUUCCAACUCGACGAUUACGUCGUCCACCCUUUCGUCCAACUCGACUUGGAGCACUUCUUCUCUCCCCGCAUCCGCCAGCGCGACCAACGACGCCAUCCUCGCCGACUCGCCGAGCCCAGACGGCGCCCUCGCCGACCUCGGCGAGCUUGUCGCCUCCCUCGGCCGCAUCGUCGUCGUCGGCGCCACGGCGUAACCGUCUCUCAUCUACGUCCUGGGCGCAGGACGGCGUUGUACUACCACUCCACUCCCGGACACUGGCGCAUGGGUCCCGGCACAGGUGCCGGUUCAUACCUGUAUCGACUAUGGGUUUAUAAUGCCGCAGCGCGGCGUACAUCUGGUCAGCGGCUAGUCCGCGACCGUGCCCUGUGGGCGAUGUUACCUUUUUUUUCUUUU
This is a messenger RNA of Cutaneotrichosporon oleaginosum, 1386 nucleotides long. RefSeq lists its product as uncharacterized. NCBI's taxonomy places the organism in Eukaryota, Fungi, Basidiomycota, Tremellomycetes, Trichosporonales, Trichosporonaceae. The record is from RefSeq and is a predicted model, not a curated record.